UGAGCGCCCGGCGCCCUGCGCUCCUCCCCGCGCGGUCCCGGCGGCCCAGGGUAGCCCCUCCCUGAGGACAUACACUCCCUAGACAUGAGCAAACAAGAAGCAGCAGUGGUAACUUACCCUCCUAGUCCAAGUCCAACUGUAGCCCGGGGUUGCAGUUCUUACCAGAGUGGAGCGUGGUAUGUGUUGAGGGAUCAGGGGGUCGAGUCUUCUGACAGCCUCAUACCCUGAGAUACUCUGGUGGCCUUGUUGGGGUGAGGACAACACGUGUGACCAUCGCAGUGGCCCAGAAUUCACUGUCUCUAGCACCUGCUCCUCCUCAGAGGGUACCCUGGAAUGACGAUGGCACUUCCGAUGCCUGGACCCCAGGAGGCUGUUGUGUUCGAGGAUGUGGCUGUGUACUUCACGAGGAUAGAGUGGAGUUGCCUGGCCCCCGACCAGCAGGCCCUCUACAGGGACGUGAUGCUGGAGAACUAUGGGAACCUGGCCUCGCUAGGCUUUCUCGUUGCCAAACCAGCACUGAUCUCCCUCUUGGAGCAAGGAGAGGAGCCGGGGGCCUUGAUUCUGCAGGUGGCUGAACAGAGCGUGGCCAAAGCCAGCCUGUGCACAGAUUCCAGGAUGGAGGCCGGGAUCAUGGAGUCUCCUCUGCAGAGAAAGCUCUCCAGGCAGGCAGGACUGCCGGGCACCGUGUGGGGGUGCCUCCCCGGGGGGCACCCCGCACCACCCCAUCCACGUGGCAGUCCUGAGGACGGGUCAGAUAAACUCACCCGCCCCCGGGCUCGGGAGCGCAGCGCCUCCCCAAGGGUUCUGCAGGAAGACCCGGGCCGGCCCGUGGGGAGCUCAGCCCCCCGCUACAGGUGCGUGUGCGGCAAGGCGUUCAGAUACAACUCACUGCUGCUCAGGCACCAGGUCAUCCACACCGGCGCCAAGCCCUUCCAGUGCACGGAGUGCGGGAAGGCCUUCAAGCAGAGCUCCAUCCUGCUGCGGCACCAGCUGAUCCACACCGAGGAGAAGCCGUUCCAGUGCGGCGAGUGCGGCAAGGCCUUCCGGCAGAGCACGCAGCUGGCUGCCCACCACCGCGUCCACACCCGCGAGCGGCCCUACGUGUGCGGCGAGUGCGGCAAGGCCUUCAGCCGCAGCUCCCGGCUACUGCAGCACCAGAAGUUCCACACCGGGGAGAAGCCCUUCGCGUGCACCGAGUGCGGCAAGGCGUUCUGCCGCAGGUUCACCCUCAACGAGCACGGCCGCAUCCACAGCGGGGAGCGGCCCUACCGGUGCCUGCGGUGUGGGCAGCGCUUCAUCCGAGGGUCCUCCCUCCUGAAGCACCACCGGCUGCACGCCGAGGAGGGCCCCCAGGACGGCGGCGCGGGGCAGGGCGCCUUGCUCCGAGCGGCGCAGAGGCCCCAGGUGGGGGACCCGCCCCACGAGUGCCCGGUGUGCGGGAGGCCGUUCCGACACAACUCUCUGCUGCUCCUGCACCUGCGCCUACACACGGGCGAGAAGCCGUUCGAGUGCGCGGAGUGCGGCAAGGCCUUCGGUCGCAAGUCCAACCUCACUCUGCACCAGAAGAUCCACACCAAGGAGAAGCCCUUCGCGUGCACUGAGUGUGGCAAGGCCUUCCGCAGGAGCUACACGCUGAACGAGCACUACCGGCUGCACAGCGGCGAGAGGCCAUACCGGUGCCGCGCCUGUGGGAGGGCCUGCAGCCGGCUGUCCACCCUCAUCCAGCACCAGAAGAGGACCCUAAUACACUGCCCAGCAGAAGCCAGGAAGGAAGCCCUGCCAGCUCAGAAGGUGGGCCAGGAGAGAAGGGUGUGGCCAGAGGGGGAGCCAGUGGGGGUGCUGCAUCCUCUCGGCCCCACUGGGAGCACCUUGUCACCCCUAACAGAUGAAGAGAAGGGUUUCUGGUGUCUCCAGGUUUUUCAGGAGCCACCACGUUCCUCUCAUCCAGACGUCGGCGCCCAAGGUGGAAGCAGGUGGUGGCAUGCCUGGCCCAGCUGCAGGCCGAGUGCAGAUCCUAUGGCGAGUGUGGGAUCCAGCCUGAAGCACAAGCCAGGUGCAGCCUGCCGGGUCAAGUGGGCAGGUACCUCCAACAGCCUGGAGCCGUGAGGCCUUGGGCAGGGGCGCUGCCGGCAUGGAGGUCUCCGGCUGGCAAAGUGGCCUCGAAAGAGUCCUGUGUCAUAACCAGACUCACUUGUAACUUCUGUUGCUCUCCCUAGCUAUAUCCAAAGCAUCCAGGAUAGGUUCAUCUCAACACAUUCUAACUCAUCUUGGACACAAUCCGUUUACUCUGGUGGACCCCAUUCACAGAACCUGGAAUCCCUGCUCACCUUCCCCAACCCCUUAUUGCUGGGUCAUGUUCACAAGUUUCUGUCUCUUUUUGUUCCUGGUCCCAGUACCAGCUCAGGUCCAAUCAGCUUCUGAACCUCUAUUGUGCAGCGCCUGAGACAAAGUGGGGGAGACAGGGACAGUAAAGCUCAGCGAGGUGCAGACUGCAGACUGGAACCAGAGGCAGGGCCACCCUCUUUCGGGGCAUUUCUGGUCACUUCAGUCUGCUGGAAGGAUUCUGUGUCUCACCAAGAGACUCAGGCAUGGACCUGGGCUGCCACUUUCUUUCUUCCUGUUACAUGGAUCUCUCUACCAUGCCCCAGACCCAGCACCUCAGAGGCUUUCUCAAAGCUGCACUGCAGAAGUUCUAGCCAGAGCAACCUGGUAAGAGAAAGACAUAAAGGGCAUCCAAAUACGUCCUUCCAAAUGAGGAAGCCAAAUUGUCUUAUGUAUAGAAAACCCUAAAAGCUUUAUCAAAACAUUCUUAGAACAAACAAAUUCAGUAAAGUUGCAGGAUACAAAAUUAACAUACAAAAACCAGUAACAUUUCUACAUACCAACCACAAACUACCAAAAAAGAAACGAGGAAAGCAAUUCCAUUUACAAUAGCAACAAAAAACAAACCUAGGAGUAAAUUUAACCACGAGG
Molecule: messenger RNA, 2973 nt
Organism: Cercocebus atys (sooty mangabey)
Lineage: Eukaryota; Metazoa; Chordata; Mammalia; Primates; Cercopithecidae
Gene: ZNF517
Product: zinc finger protein 517
Exons: 8
Coding region: 334-2106 (590 amino acids)
Biological process (GO): negative regulation of transcription by RNA polymerase II
Molecular function (GO): DNA-binding transcription repressor activity, RNA polymerase II-specific; RNA polymerase II cis-regulatory region sequence-specific DNA binding
Source: RefSeq, a predicted model, not a curated record